CCCAAUACUCAACAUAAACAUGUUUGCAAGUAUGCUUAUUGUGGAUGGAGUUUCAAGCGAUAUGAACAUUUGAAAAGGCACAUGUUGGUCCAUACUGGUGAAAGACCUCAUACUUGUCCAUUUCAAGGCUGUGGGAAAUGUUUUAGCCGUUCUGACAACUUUCACGCUCAUUAUCGAACUCAUACAAAAAAACUUCAACAGCAUCGACGACCUUCUACAACUAAAUCAUCAAAGAAACAAAAAUCACCUCAAAAUGAUGAUGAACAGAAACAACGGCAACAAAAUAUGUGCAUGCCCGAUUUUGAUCCAACAAGAAUGAACCCCUAUGGUAUUUAUGAUCAUCAAAUCAAGAAUCAUAUCUGUCCUAUUUAUCAAUGCCAAAGACGCUUCAAAAGAUUGGAACAUAUGAAACGACAUAUGAGGAUUCACACCUUGGAAAGACCAUUUGCUUGUACGUUUCCCAAUUGCAAUAAGACGUUCUCCAGAAGUGAUAAUCUUAGUCAACAUCAAAAGACACAUUUACGACAA
Molecule: messenger RNA, 528 nt
Organism: Halteromyces radiatus
Lineage: Eukaryota; Fungi; Mucoromycota; Mucoromycetes; Mucorales; Cunninghamellaceae
Exons: 2
Biological process (GO): sexual reproduction
Cellular component (GO): nucleus; Tec1p-Ste12p-Dig1p complex; Ste12p-Dig1p-Dig2p complex
Molecular function (GO): DNA-binding transcription factor activity
Source: RefSeq, a predicted model, not a curated record